Molecule: messenger RNA, 1635 nt
Organism: Arabidopsis arenosa
Lineage: Eukaryota; Viridiplantae; Streptophyta; Magnoliopsida; Brassicales; Brassicaceae
Source: the annotation of a GenBank genome assembly
UCAAAAGCCACUAAAAUACUCGUUGAUGCUUAUUAUUAACACAACAAAACUGAACUUACUAUUAUUUGUGAUUGGUGCUCUGUUUCUCAUCUCCGUAUUACUUUCUAGUAGACGACCAUGGAAUCUGAGGGAGUGUCACUACCGUUGAUCCACAAGCAUCUUAUGAUGCCUUGGGAUAAUGAUCUGCAGAAAGGGGAUUGUUGUGGACGCUUUGGAUUUAGCAGUGGUGGCUAUUGCUGCAAACGCUGUGACUCCUUUUUUCACAGGAAAUGUGUUGAUGUGUCCUCUAAAUCUAUCGAACACCCAUCCCACUCCAUUCACACACUGAAGCUUCAAAGUAAACUACUCUACCUUAAUUUAUACAAGAUAUGUGAUUUAUGCGGCAAGAGAAUCGUGAAUCUAUUAUAUGGUUGUAAGAUCUGUGACUUCAACGUGGAUCUAUACUGUGCAAAGUACCCACCACCAGAGGUUAUUGACAUUUCCGAGACGCAUCACCACAAGCUCACCCUUUUCAAGAAGCUGACCGUGUUCAACUGUGAUGCCAACAAAUGUGGGAAGCCUGGUUUGGAGUUUCCUUACAAAUGUCAUGAAUGUGAUUUAGCCUUCCAUGUCGAUUGUGUAUGGAAUCCGCCGGAGCCAGAAUACCCGUCAGAGGAUGUGUGGAACGGGGAAGAGCUCGAAGGAAUACCUGAAGAGAUAGAAGAUACUGAGCCAUAUGUGGUAAAUGAUGACAACACAAUACAACAUUUCAGCCACAAAGAGCAUGACCUGAGAUUUCACGUUAACGGUCUUUUCUGGGAGGAAAACAAGCGUUGCAGCGCUUGUAGCCAUCCCAUUUGUCUUCAAUCCUUCUAUGGCUGUAUCGAUUGUGAUUUCAUGCUUCACCAAAGUUGUGCUAACUAUCCUAGAAAGAAGUGGCAUGUGCUACACAACGACCGACUUACUUUAGUUACAAGCAAGGAUGGUGUUUUUUGGUGUCAAGCUUGUGGUAGAAUGUCUAAUGGUUUCAUGUACAAGUGUGGGGAUACGAGGUUAGAUGUUCUGUGCGGUUCAGUUUCAGAGCCUUUUGUCCAUCCAAGCCAUCCCCAUCAUCCCUUAUAUUACAUUCCAUCAGUGGAAGAAAAAAAAUGCAACGGUUGCAACAACUCGACAUCUCGUGUGCUUACAUGCAUUGAAAGUGGUUGUGGAUUCGUCUUAUGCUUCCAUUGCGCCACGUUACCACAAGUGGUAAAGCAUAGAGUAGACGAUCAUCCUCUCUCACUAUGCUAUGGUGAAAAGGCAAGUGGCAAAUACUGGUGUGACAUUUGUGAGAAAGAAACGAGUCCAAGUACAUGGUUCUACACGUGUAAAGAUCACCGAGCUAGUUUGCAUACAAAGUGCGUGCUGGGAGACUUUCCAGGGCUCAUGCCAAGAAGCACAGUAAAGCUUGAUAGCAGAUCAUUCGAGGUGGUGCUCAAUACUAGUGUAUCUCGUCCAUUUUGCAGGGUGUGUGAGUCGCAUUGCAUGUACCCUAUCGUCUUGAAGAUGCUUGGAAUCUCAGAUCGAUACAUUUGCUCUUUAGACUGCAUAAGACGUUUUUUUUAUGUGAUGAAAAUAGUUUUUGGGGGAUGAACCUUAUAAAUAGAUUUAUAAAUA